UUUGAUUGCUUGUUUUUAUUUUAUUUAGAAUAAGCUAUUUUAAGGUACAACUUUUCAUUAUAGUAUACAAGUUAUUCUCCUGAUACUGUAAUGGGGGAAAUGUAAGAUCAUAGUUUUCUGUGACCUAACUUUUCCCAAAUAAUACUGUACACUCAGCAGAGGUUUUCAUUUGGAUAACAAACUUUUUUUUUAUAGCAGACAUAUUUUAGGAACAUGCAUCUUUGUUACCUUAUACACUUUCAUUGUGUUCAUUAUACAACACAGUUCCGUAUGUCACCUAAUGUUACCACACAACCAUUCUGUGUAGAGCUAAUGGGAUUAUUUUAAAAUGGUUCUUUAAAUCGUUUUCUCUGGCUUUAAUAUGAUGAGCAAAAUGUUUAAGGUUACAAGCACUUUUCAACUAUGUGUGCCAAAUAUGUUUGAUUUAUUUCAAAUUCAACAAAUGACUGCCAUUGAAAUGUCUCCUCACUCUCUGGCUUUCUCUGUCUCUAACUCCUGCACAAGAGUCACAACGUGGACUUCAGGUGUCCUGAUUUAUCAGAAUGGAGAAAAAAUGUGCAUCUAAUUAUUUUCAGAACAGCUUCCAAUAUCAUAUUCUACAACCAAUGUACUUAUAUUAACAUUUAAAUGAAAGAAUAACAGAAUAGUAAAACCUGCGAUUUAUAUAUAUGUUUUCUUAUAUAACAGGCCUAAUUGUUCAGAAUUGCUCUAUCAUAGACUACAAUUAUUUCAUAUCGACCAUUUCCGAAAGCCUAACCUUGACAAGCAGGCGUGUUUGAUAAAAGGCUGCGAAGACGCUAUGAGAUUGAUUGAUGUGCGCUCUAACCAUCGACUGGCUAUUCCUGGUGAAUGACAAACUGUUAAGCCAAUUGGUGGAAAGAUCAUUUAUAUUCCCAUAGUAUCUUGAAUUUACGAAACGAUAAAAAAACGUCAAGCCUAUGGACAUGGAGAAAGGCAGCUCGGGCAUAAAGCUAUAGGCCUACAAAUCAAGUGAGGUGACUGAACCUCAGUUUUCAUUCGGGUAUCAGGAUUUGGAACUAGAAUCCACAGAGAGCAAACAUGUGAGUCGUGACCGAAGCAAGCAAUGACAUUGUUAUAGCUUCGAUACUGCCACUAUUCGGCAUGAAAAUAAACGGCAAUGUUUUUGACGUUGUUUCGCGGGGAUUAUGCUACUAUUCUCGGUUUUGAAAGGGAGAGAGCCAGGCAUCACAGCGUGGCACUAGAGAAACCGGAGGUUAAUCACGUUUUCAGCACCUAGACAGCUCCUUGUGGAAGAGGAGGUCUAUAUUCGGCAGCAAGGAGUCCCUUCGAUCGCGGGGGAAGCCCUCAACCCUCACUAGCAAAUUUGGAGCGGUGUAGCCAACACAACACACACAACGUUCCGACCUUUCUUCCUCCACUCUCCAGUGAUGCUAUUAGCUGGUUAUUUGGUGGUCAGUCAUGGGCACUUAAUAUAAUCUUGCUGAACGACGAUGGUGCUUGCAUUUCGGCUCCAGUCUUUUCGUUUUGCACAGGAAUCUAAGCAGCAGCAGCAGCAGGGGUGCUUGUCCAAUGUAAAAGUGCUAAGGAAGGCAGCAGCCUACACAUCGCCACGAGCUUGGAGCACGAGCCCCACUCACGCUGAUCAUCACAGAGGGAGACAUUAUCACGAGCACGCGGCCAACAGGAGGCUCGAUUAGACUGUCAACAAUGUAAAUCAAGACAGGUUCAACAUGAGUCCAGCAGAGUCUAUCUGGUGUGGUGAACUCAGAAGCUAAGCGAGGCAUAGUCUGACUAAGAACUGAGUGAAGAUCAUAGCCUCCUCCUCUUCCUCUCUCCAUCACCAUCCACCAACAUGGCUAACCCUCAUGACGUAGUGGAGCAGCAGGCUGGAGGUCUAUCAGACCUGGAGAUCAUCUCCCAGCCAGACCCAGUGGAGGAACAUGGUGUGCAGGAGAUGAACCCAUCCUGCAUGGCUCCUGUCCAGCUGGUCAGCUUCAGCUACAGGGACCUUCCUCUGGCCCACCUGGACUUCUCCCUGGCCGGAUCACAGCUCCUCUCUAACCUGGAUGAGGACGACAACAGGGAAGGGUCUAACUGGUUGAAGCCGUGCUGUGGUCGGAGGGUAGCCCUGUGGCAGGUGUGUCUGCUCAGUGCAGGCUUCAACUGUUUCCUGGUGGCGCUGGUCAUCCUGGUGGUGGUCUUCUUGACCCUGGAACUCCUCAUAGACACCAAGCAUCUACAAUUUGCCAAUGCUAUUCAAUUUGCUAGCGUCAUCCAUUGGAUCAGCCUCGCCAUCCUUUCACUCUUCUUCACUGAGACUGUCUUCAGGAUUGUUGUCCUUGGGAUUUGGGACUACAUUGAGAACAAAGUAGAGGUGUUUGACGGGGCAGUCAUCGUGUUGUCCCUGGCCCCUAUGGUAGCCUCCACGGUAGCCAAUGGCCCCAGCAGCCCCUGGGACGCCAUCAGCCUCAUCAUCACCCUGCGCAUCUGGAGGGUCAAGAGAAUCAUCGACGCCUAUGUGUUGCAGGUGAAGGUGGAGAUGGAGCUGGAGAUCCUGCAGUGUGAGAAGAUCAAGGCUGUCAGGGAGGAGCAGCUGGAACGACUCACACAGAUCUGCCAGGAACAGGCAUUUGAGAUCAGACAGCUCCGGGCCCACCUGGCCCAGCAGGACUUGGACCUGGCUGCAGAGCAGGAGGCUGCUAUGCAGAUCCACCAUGUGUGGGGCAAACAGAGGAGCAGCUACCAGGUGGUGGAGGGCCAGGGCCCUGGGGAGUCUGACGACGAGGGACAUGGAGUCCUCAGGGAGACCCCAGCAGAUCCUGUUGUCCAUCAUGACGACAUGAACAACUAUAUCAGCCAGUACUACAGUGAACCAAGUAGUGACAUGGAGGGUCCUCGUGUCAUCACCAUGGCAGCCAUCGAUGUCCACCUCCCUAAGACCCAUUACCCCGCCCACAACAACCCUCUGCUGGGCGUGGAGCAAAUGAGCAGUGCUGUGAGUGACACCUCCACCAGCGUAUCACGGUCCAGCAGCAGUCUGACGGCCCGCCCCCAUAGCCUGAGCAGCCACACCCUGUGCUCGUCUACUACGGACUGCAGCAGCAGCACCACGGCCAGGGACUACCACACCCAGGCUAGGAACUACAAUUCCCAUACCAAGGCCCGGGGGCCUUAUCUGGACUACAAGUCCCAGAAGCAGACCCAGGAUAGGCAGCACUACAACACCCAGGGCCAGUGCUGCUUCCCCCUGCCCUACUGCAGCCCUCUGGGCCUGGGUCUGACCUCAGCCCAGCCUCCCCUUCCACGGGACCCCAGCGUGGUAGUCCAGGAGCUGCUCUCGUCCCUGUCUGAGGACUCCUGUCUGGCCCAGAAAGGCCUGGUGGACCCAGUUAACCUGAAGCUUCCCAGCCCUGCCAGCUCAGCCAAGGCCAGCCCAGAGCUGGAGCACAGAAUCAACAUCUACAACUGGAAGAAUCAGGAGGAGAACCAGUGCCGGGGCCAGAGACAGGGCCGAGCCGCAGCCACUGUGCUCCUACAGACUAAGCCUCUCAUCCACCUGCAGGGCGGCGCUCCUGAGUCCUCUUUGGAGGAGAAGUAUAGGCUACUGGGCCCUGUUGAUGGUCCACUGGGCCGUCUGCCUGAUACAUAGGGUUGAUUCACACUACUGAGCUGAGCCAAGCCGAACCGAGCUGCAUUGUGCUGGCCUGGUUAUGCAUCCACCAUAGUUGUUUGAACCGUGCUGGAAAGGACAUGUGAAAAGAAUAUGUCAGAGCCAGCACUGUUCGGCUCGUGUCGGCACAACAGUGUGAAAAGGGCAAUAGUUCAUCCCAGAGGACAGAGCAUACAGCUCAAGACAGAACUGACUGACCUGGCUUCUCCAAAUCCUCAUGCUUCAAACAAAGUCAGAGCCUGGUCCAAGAUCAAACCUGGCGUUACAAAGACCAUCUGUUAGCAAGACAGCACAAAUAGAUCUGGGACUAGGCAACCGCUGUCAUGUUAUUCUUCCCUUCUCUGUGGGGCUCCAGACAGAGACAGACAGACAGACACAGCCCUCCUCGACCUCAAUCUUGUGGUGACUUUGAAUAAUGCCCCAUUUGCACAACAAUGACCCAGUGAGGACAGAGGAGACACGUGUGGGCCUAGAAAGAAGCAUCAUCAGGAAAUCUCACUUUAAAUGGGGCCCCAAAUGUGAAACAAAACAGUUUGAAAUAAAACCAGCAAUGGGCCAUAUUCAAGCCUUUACAGAACAAGCCUAUUCAAGUGUUCCUAUGUUAACUACAAGACAGAUUUGACAUGGGAUUUCUCUAAGUUGGGUGGGAGUGGGUGGUGUUUUUGCUUUCUUUUUAUUUGUAUUAGCUACUGUAACUGUGCAGUUCUCUCUGCUCUAACAACCAAGCCACAGGGUGCUUUCUCUGGACAAACUGUCUGUGCCAAAUAAACAGACAAUUCUUACUAUACUAUUGUCUUUCUAUAACAGAGAUAGAGGUUUGUAUUGAAGUAGAGGAACAUUAACCAUAUCAAGCCUGACAUUUUCUAGCCAGAUACAAGAACAGGCAAUUGAAGAAAUGAUGGAGGAAUUAAAAGUAUGAGGAUAGGUAGUGAAUGGCCCAAAAUGAUCCCAAGAGGUACAGUAUAGGAAAAGUAUGUGAAUCUGAUUAUGAGCAGUGAUAGGGGAUUGAUGUUUUAGAUUGGAGUGCUGGUAGCAUGAACCUUUCUUUAAACGAUCUGCAGCCUGAACAUGGCAAGCCAAUCCUGUGCACUUUAAUCUUUACAGAUGUUUUGUAAACUUAAUAUGAGGGGAACUCAUUGCCAAAUUGCAGGUGGUGCCAUUCAAAUAAUAAAUAAACCUUUGUAACAUUAA
Salmo salar (Atlantic salmon) is the source of this 4843-nucleotide messenger RNA. RefSeq names its product transmembrane protein 266. The record is from RefSeq and is a predicted model, not a curated record. Gene Ontology annotation, molecular function: voltage-gated channel activity. NCBI's taxonomy places the organism in Eukaryota, Metazoa, Chordata, Actinopteri, Salmoniformes, Salmonidae. Gene Ontology annotation, cellular component: plasma membrane; dendrite.